Molecule: messenger RNA, 855 nt
Organism: Aureobasidium pullulans EXF-150
Lineage: Eukaryota; Fungi; Ascomycota; Dothideomycetes; Dothideales; Saccotheciaceae
Exons: 3
Coding region: 1-855 (284 amino acids)
Cellular component (GO): 90S preribosome; nucleus
Source: RefSeq, a predicted model, not a curated record
AUGGAACCCUUGUCGCCAUCGACAUCCCCGGAACCUCAAUCUCGUCCCUCAGGAUCAAAGCGAAAGCGCGAAGACGGAGAUGGAGAUGAGGACGAAGCACCCGCUACACAAACCAAGGCCGCAAAGCGCAAGAAGGCCAAGAAUGCAAAGAAGGCAAAGCAGCCCAAGGAUAUCGAGGAGGACGCUCUGGAUCUCGAGGCUGGAGUCAACCACGCCAUCGCCCACAUGGACAGCCAGUUGCUCGCCGAUCACGUUGCACAGCGUACCAAGCGCUUCCACAAUGAGUUGAGCGUCAUGGAGCUGGAGGACAUGCACAUCCCAUCACACGCAAUCGUGGAUACAACAUCAUGGGACAAGCCGCGCAACCUGGAAAAUAUACCCGCCUUCAUCGAGCAGUUCAAGGAUGAGAGAAGAAGCGACAAACCAGGCAAGACGCUGUCAGAUGCAGUCAAGCAAAAGUCAACACCACACACAAUCGUUAUUGCGGGCUCUGGUAUUCGCGCCGCCGAAUUGACAAGAGCUCUACGCAAAUUCCAGACCAAGGAUUCUUUCAUCGCAAAGCUGUUUGCCAAGCACAUCAAGUUGCAAGAGGCUAUCAAAAUGGUCAAGGAAAUAAAGAUUGGUAUGGGAGUUGGCACGCCGCAAAGACUGAUUGAUCUGUUUGAUGAUGGCGCCCUUUCAGCAGGUAGACUGGAGAGAAUCAUUAUUGAUGCUUCGCAUAUCGACUCGAAGAAGCGUGGUAUCCUUGAUAUGAAGGAUACGGAGAGUCCCCUGAUCAAGCUUCUUACAAGACCUAGCUUCAAGGAGAAGUACAACGAGGACAAGAUGAAGAAGAUUGAGCUGAUCUUCUACUGA